Messenger RNA from Ilex paraguariensis (yerba mate), 270 nucleotides. The record is from the annotation of a GenBank genome assembly. NCBI's taxonomy places the organism in Eukaryota, Viridiplantae, Streptophyta, Magnoliopsida, Aquifoliales, Aquifoliaceae.
AUGAGAGAGGCAGGUUCGGGGAGUAUAUUUGAGACAUUGCGGCUUGGUAAACCUUUAAUCGUGGUGGUGAAUGAAGAUUUGAUGGACAAUCAUCAAAGCGAGCUGGCAGAGGAACUGGCAGAGAGGAAGCAUUUGCUUUGUGCUCGCCCUCAAACACUCUACCAAAUCAUUACGGGUAUGAAUUUGGAAUAUCUUAUUCCAUAUCCUCCAGGUGAUGCCACACCAGUUGCUAAACUCAUAAACAGGUUUCUGGGUUUCCCUGAUGAUUGA